AGGAUGUCGGACACACAUUAUGGAUAUGUGCUGUACAUAGGCUUAUCCUCACCGAGAGGAUGACUUCGGACCGCUGUGAUUCUCUCGGAGACUGGAAAAACCCCCUUGGUGAAAUGCUGGACUCCAACGUCUCCGCACCAUUGCGCGAAAGCAAUGCCACAAAGAAUGCCAGUUGUGGAUCUGUAUCCGUGGGUUUCCCAAUAACCAUGAUGGUCACCGGCAUGGUGGGCAACUCUCUGGCUCUUAUCCUGGUGUGUAUUUCUUACAGGAAGAAGGAGAACAAGAGGAAAAGGUCUUUCUUGCUCUGCAUUGGAUCGUUGGCUCUGACUGAUUUGUUUGGGCAGCUUCUGACGAGUCCGAUCGUUAUAUCAGUUUACCAAGCCGGCCUGAAAUGGGAGCGCAUCGAUUCCUCGGGCAAGUUGUGCGCUUUUUUCGGUGUUUGUAUGACCACUUUCGGCCUGUGCUCUCUCUUCCUGGCGAGCGCCAUGGCUAUCGAAAGGGCUUUGGCGAUAACAAAUCCCCACUGGUACUCCAAUCAUAUGAAAACAAGUGUGACCAAGCAGACUUUGGCUGUCAUAUGGUGUCUUGUGUUGCUCUUUGCGCUUCUGCCCAUCGCGGGUGUGGGGAAAUACACGCUGCAGUGGCCAGGCACCUGGUGCUUUAUCAGCACCGGGGACAGAGAAGUUCCGGGCAACAUGUUUUUCUCCAUCACAUUCGCUAUACUUGGGAUUUUCUCUCUGCUUGUAACUUUGUCCUGCAAUGUAGUGACUAUCCGGGGGUUAAUUAUCCGCUGCAAAACAAAAUCUGGCCCGUCCCAGUCUUCAAAACAGUGGGAACGACUCACAACGGAGACGGUCAUUCAGCUCUUAGGAAUUAUGUGUGUUCUGCUUGUUUGCUGGUCUCCUUUACUGGUGCUGAUGCUGAAGAUGAUCUCCGCCCAGAUGUCAUCCCAUCACUGCAAGCCAGCAGUGGGGUCCUCUUCGCUCACUUCCGGCCGGGAUAUCCACUUAGACUGUAACUUCUUUCUGACAGCGAUCCGGCUGGCUUCCCUCAAUCAGAUCCUGGACCCUUGGGUCUACCUGCUCCUCAGGGAGAUCCUCCUGCGCAAGUUCUGCAUGGUGGCCAAUGCCGUGUCCAACUGCUCCAUAGAUGAUCAGAAGGAGACCCCAACAGCGUUGGAUGCCCUUAACAAGCAGAACCAGGACACCAACAGCCUCCACAAACAGCAAAACGAUUAAAAGAUCUUUGGAUAAACCAAGGAGUAGCCAUUUUUGUAGCCUGGAUAUUAAGAAGGAUGUCAAUGAUGUGUUACGGGAAUAAGGAUUUGAAUGAAAUUGCUUUCUGUGCCAUCCACAGAAAGAUAUUGUGCAAUUAGGAGACAGAGCGGUCUCUGUUGCAGUUUUAAUGGGCAUCUGCCAAGUCUGCUCUAUCUGUGCUUGUUUCUGUUUUCCUUUAAACAUAGUAAGUUUAAGGUUAACCAGCAUGUGGAUGCAUGACCUUGUCACCUCUUACUUCAGGCUGCAGUGUGGGCGCCAGGAAACCUCUGGUGCUACCCCUCUGUUUUAAUGAAAACAAUCAAGGAAUCUGGUAAUUGCUAUUUUUGUUGAACUUUUUGAACGCUGGAUAAGGCCAAACUGACUGCUCUUUUCAUUUUCUGAACCCAUUUGCUGCUUGUAUCAGCAGGAAGCCACAUGCAAAUUUGAAGGUCAAGUGCUUUUUGUGAAUGUGCAUUAAUUAAGAGAGAAACUGUAAAUUGCUUGUGACUAGUUUUCACUGGCCUUGUCAUAUCUUACAUGAAAUGUAACUAUUUUGUAA
Myripristis murdjan (pinecone soldierfish) is the source of this 1815-nucleotide messenger RNA. It is a transcript of the gene ptger3, whose product is annotated as prostaglandin E receptor 3 (subtype EP3). Gene Ontology annotation, biological process: phospholipase C-activating G protein-coupled receptor signaling pathway; adenylate cyclase-activating G protein-coupled receptor signaling pathway; negative regulation of gastric acid secretion. Gene Ontology annotation, molecular function: prostaglandin E receptor activity. The record is from RefSeq and is a predicted model, not a curated record. Bases 60 to 1238 code for a protein of 392 amino acids. Lineage: Eukaryota; Metazoa; Chordata; Actinopteri; Holocentriformes; Holocentridae. The transcript has 2 exons. Gene Ontology annotation, cellular component: plasma membrane.